AAAGAAAGGUUGAGGAAGCCGGGGGACCUAGGCUGCCAGCACACCCAAGAGCCUCCAGAGGCUCUGGUGGAUCGGAGUCUGCGCACUCCGCCGAGAGCGUGCCUUUGGCUCGUCCAAUCAGAGCGGCGGAUCCAGCCGCUUCUCUGUCGCCUUGGCAACGGGACGCACAAGCACGCGCGGCGAGCUGUGGCAGUUUGGAUCUAGUCCGUGGGGAAUCGCGUUAUGUCGCGACCCAAGAACCAAAAUUACAAGGGCCAUGGAUUGUCAAAGGGAAAAGAGCGAGAGCAGAGAGCAUCGAUCCGGUUCAAGACCACCCUCAUGAACACACUCAUGGACGUCCUUCGCCACAGGCCAGGAUGGGUGGAAGUGAAGGACGAAGGAGAGUGGGAUUUCUACUGGUGCGAUGUCAGUUGGCUCCGGGAGAACUUCGACCACACCUACAUGGAUGAACACGUGCGGAUCAGCCACUUCCGGAACCACUACGAGCUGACCCGGAAGAACUAUAUGGUAAAGAACCUGAAGCGGUUCCGGAAGCAGCUGGAGCGCGAAGCGGGAAAGCUGGAGGCAGCCAAGUGCGACUUCUUCCCCAAAACCUUUGAGAUGCCUUGCGAAUACCAUCUUUUUGUGGAGGAGUUUCGCAAAAACCCAGGAAUCACCUGGAUCAUGAAGCCUGUAGCCCGGUCACAGGGGAAAGGCAUCUUCCUCUUCCGCAGGCUGAAGGACAUCAUGGACUGGAGGAAGGACACAAGAAGCUCUGAUGACCAGAAAGAUGAUAUUCCUGUGGAGAACUAUGUGGCUCAGCGUUACAUUGAAAAUCCCUACCUGAUAGGAGGCCGCAAGUUUGACCUGCGUGUCUAUGUGCUGGUGAUGUCGUACAUCCCGCUGCGGGCCUGGCUCUACCGGGAUGGCUUUGCCCGAUUCUCCAACACCCGCUUCACGCUGAACAGCAUUGAUGACCAGUAUGUUCACCUCACCAACGUCGCUGUGCAAAAAACAUCUCCCGACUACCACCCAAAGAAGGGCUGCAAGUGGAUGCUGCAGCGCUUCCGGCAGUACCUGGCAUCCAAACAUGGGCCCGAGGUGGUGGAGACGCUCUUCAGGGACAUCGACAACAUCUUUGUCAAAAGCCUGCAGAGUGUGCAGAAGGUGAUCAUCAGUGACAAGCACUGCUUCGAGCUGUACGGCUACGACAUCCUCAUCGACCAGGACCUCAAGCCGUGGCUCCUGGAGGUCAAUGCGUCCCCGUCACUGACAGCCAGCAGCCAGGAAGACUAUGAGCUCAAGACCUGCCUCCUGGAAGACACCCUGCAUGUCGUGGACAUGGAAGCAAGGCUCACGGGAAGGGAGAAGCGAGUCGGGGGCUUUGACCUCAUGUGGAAUGAUGGCCCCGUUAGCAGAGAGGAGGGGGUUCCUGACCUGUCGGGAAUGGGAAACUUUGUGACCAACACACACCUCGGCUGCGUCAACGAUCGGAAAAAACAACUGAGGCAGCUCUUCUACUCCCUUCAAGUCCAGAAGAAAGCUUCCAGUUGAUCCCCAGCUGCCAGGAGGAAAUCAGCCUUAGCAGGUGCCACCCAGGCCUCCCCCGCACUCUUAGAUCCCAGCACAGCACCUCAAAGCUCUCAC
Molecule: messenger RNA, 1626 nt
Organism: Chlorocebus sabaeus (green monkey)
Lineage: Eukaryota; Metazoa; Chordata; Mammalia; Primates; Cercopithecidae
Gene: TTLL9
Product: tubulin tyrosine ligase like 9
Biological process (GO): microtubule cytoskeleton organization; protein polyglutamylation
Cellular component (GO): ciliary basal body
Molecular function (GO): tubulin binding; tubulin-glutamic acid ligase activity
Source: RefSeq, a predicted model, not a curated record